GAACGCCAUUUUGAGUGCGGUGUGAGAGAAAGGGAUCACUUUUACUGCGAAAGGAAAAAAAAGCUCAAAGUCCUUCAUGUGGCGAAGCCAAAGAUCGUUGUGAAUUGCUUGACCAGUAUGGAAGACAACAGUGGUAUUGCAGUCCUACUUCCACACAGUAGGGGUCAGCAGGACGCCGUCUUCAUCCCAGAGAGAGUGGUGACUGUUUCUGGUGUGCAUCUCCAGGACCUGGACGGCAGCCCCAACGAACACAGCCGGGCUGCCGAUUCCUUGAUCCAGGUGAUUGAGAAGCUGAGCAAGAUUGUGGAGAAGCCCGUCCACCGUUACUCCCUGUCCGGGAAAAAGAGGCCCCACCUCCCCUGUGUGCAGGUGCAGGACAGCAAAGACGGGAGCAGUGAGACUCCCUGCAAAAAAUCUAAAGAGACAUGUGCACCUGCAAAUGAGGAGGAAACGCAGGUAGAGUACUACCUGUCAGGAGGAGGUGCGCGGGAGAGCGGCUGCGGCAGGGUGGUCACCUGCUACCAGUGCAGCCUGUGUAGGUACAUCUCCCCAACGCUGUCCUUGCUGAAGGAGCAUUUGCGGCAGCAUGAACUGCCCCAGGAGCAGAGCAACGUGAUCCUGGUGUGUUCUGAGUGCUGUUUCACCUCUCACCAGCAGAAGGAGCUAGAGGCUCAUAUCAGGCUGCACCUAGAUGGCGGCGAUGGUCACACGGCCGAAUCGAAUGCGGCUAAAGCAGCCGCACACGCGCCUAAGGUGAAAUCAGAAAGUGGCGGGCCCCCCGCAGACGAGCAGCCCGUGAAGAAGAAGUGGUACAGCUGCGAGAAGUACGGCAUGUACAGAUGCUUGAUCUGCAGCUACGUGUGCGGCCAGCAGCGCAUGCUGAAGACUCAUGCGUGGAAGCACGCCGGCCUGGUGGACUGCUCCUAUCCCAUAUUCGAGGACGAGUCAGCCCCCGAUCCUGUGACCGAGGCCGUCAUGGUCGUCAGGGGCGUUGGCAGCAAACAGGAACCUAUACACGGGACGUCCGCCUUCGAGAUCGAACUGUGUGAGCCGGCGGCCAAGAGUGGUCGGCAGGCUGGGGUGGCCGCGGAGGCCGUAGAGGAAGCCUACGAAUCUAAAGUGCCCUUUACGGAAGAGCCGGCGGUGGAGGUGCAGGUGACGACGGAGCAGGAACCCGAAGCGACCUGCCCAGACAGCCUCCUCUCAUCUGCGCAGAAGAUCAUCAGCCGCAGCCCCAACAGCGCGGGACACGUCAACGUCAUCGUGGAGCGGGUCCCCGGCGAGCCGUUCCUGGUGACCGAGGUUGACAAGCGGCUCCUUCCUGGGGAGGCGCACCCCGCCUACUAUGAGGACGAGGAAGUGGUCGUCGGUUGGUGCGGUAGCGAGAAGCCACGGGCCGACGAGGACCCCGACGAGGCCCAAGAGGUGCCGGCGCCACCCCCAGACGAGAAUAUGCCCCCGACGCGCCGGCGGACGCACUCAGAGUCGCUAAGGCUGCACUCGCUGGCCGCGGAGGCCCUGGUGGCAAUGCCCACGAGAACAGCUGAGCUGAGCAAGUCUGGCGUCAAGAGCCUGGUGGGCUUGAGCACCCAGGGCCCUGACACGGGCCAGGGCCUCCUCGACGUCGCUCCGCUAAAAGGCCCCCCUCUGGCCACCAUCGGGGGGGGAGGCGGCCCCACUGCUCUGGUCAACUUAGAACUGCAGACGCGCACCGGGGCGGUGACGGCCGAGGGCCCGGCAAAGAUGGGCAUCAGCACGUCCCUGCUGACCGUCAUCGAGAAGCUGCGGGAGCGCACGGACCAGAACACGUCGGACGAGGACAUCCUGAAGGAACUGCAGGUGAACGCCCAGGGUCAGCCGGGCCCUGACUCCAGCCUGCCUGAAAGCAGCUUGGUGGAGGUGAUCCCCAACAGCGAAAGGCCCUUUCGCUGUCGCCUCUGCCGCUAUACCAGUGGCAACAAGGGCUACAUCAAACAGCACCUGCGCGUGCACCGCCAGAGACAGCCCUACCAGUGCCCCAUCUGUGACUUCAUCGCAUGCGAUAGCAAGGACCUGGAGACUCAUAUGAUCAACCACUGCAAGACCCGCAUGUACCACUGCAAGCAGUGCAAUGAGACCUUCUACUACAAGAGUCAGCUGAGGAGUCACGAGCGAGAGCAGCACGGACUCAGGUACGCCGCAGCGCCCCUGAUGCCAGUCACCGAGAGCGGCUCGAGCACAGGGGGAGCGAAGGAGAAGGCCCCAGAGCAGGAUGCCUGCCGGGUCUCCUCUCGAACCCUCCAGAAGCUCUACAAGUGCGACGUGUGUGAUUAUACCAGCCCCACGUACGUCGGGGUCCGGAACCACCGGAGGAUCCACAACUCGGACAAGCCGUACAGGUGCUGUAGCUGUGACUUUGCCACCACCAACAUGAACAGCCUAAAGAGCCACAUCAGGCGUCAUCCACAGGACCACCAGGCCGUACAGCUGAUGGAUCAGUACAGGUGCUCUCUGUGCGGCUACGUCUGCAGUCACCCCCCGUCCCUCAAGUCACACAUGUGGAAACAUGCGGGCGACCAGAACUACAACUACGAGCAGGUGAACAGGGCCAUCAACGAGGCCAUGUCGCAGAGCAACCGGUUAUCCGGGGCGGCUCACAAGUCCAUGACCGUCUCAGAGGUGAUGGAGGAGCAGACAGGCCCGGCCUCGGACGCCCCUGCCAAGCAUGGCGUCGAUAUGGAGGCGCCGGGGGCGCCGGCCCUGGCCGCCAUGGCCCCCGCUCCAGCCGAUAAGGCCACCGCCGCACGGCUGGGUGCCGAGCACUGCGUCCUGCUCUUCUGCUGCUGCAUCUGUGGCUUCGAGUCGGCCAGCAAGGAACGGCUCAUGGAGCACAUGAAGGAGCACGAGGGCGAGAUCAUCAGCAUCAUCCUGAGCAAGGAGCUGCCGGGAGCACAAACCGCCCUGCCCCCUGCAGGGCAAUGAGACGCACUGCAUCCCCACUACUCUCAAGUGUUUUGCUCUUCAUCCACAAUGAGGUCUGCGGGUCACCCUAUUAGGGCUUGAAGGGUCCCUUAUCACUUGCCCAUGGGGCAACAUGUACCUGGAUUUGCAAAAACGCCCAAUCUUAGGUAUUUUUUUUCCUUUCUGUUUGCCAUGCAAAAUUCCCUCCACCUAAACCACCAUAUACAUUUAAACUAUUUUGAUAGCCGUACCUCCCUUGUGUUUCCACUUUCAUAUGAAGGGUAUAGAGUGAAAAAAUGAGAUGUUAUAGUCUCUGCACAAAAAAAGUAAAAAUAUUUAAACAUUUUUAUGUUUGCUUAAAUUGAAUAUCUUAUCAGUACAGCAGUCCCAAGUUAAACUUUAAGUUGAAUUUUAUUUGGGAUUUCAGUUCUUUAUAAAUACUUGGUUAAAUCAUAUUUCGGUAUCGAAUUAAUACUGAAUUUGGUCAUUAUGUUCAAGACAUUGCAUACCUCCUCAAACAAAAAUGCUUGCUUGGUAAUGGUAUUCUGCCCUGAAAGGGUAUAAGCAUAGUUUAAUGUUUUGUUUGGCAGCUUUGGUUGAAAUCACUGUAAUAUUAAAACUAUAUUUAUAGUUAGACGUUCACACAUUUUCACACAUGGCUGUAAAAUACCUUGCUACUGUAUGUUUUUACUAUUUGUAGUUAUGACGAUAUUUAUUUAAUUUAUAUUUAUGCACAUAGUUUUCCGUUAGCUAUGUCAGCUGAGAAGCCUUUCGUACGAUGUUCUCUCUGGUGCUAUUUAACAAUCCUUUAGAAGUAAAAGCCCUUCUCUCGACACAGCCCUUCUGUCAGAGACACAGAAGGACAAAAAAAAAUCACUUAAGGAACGAACCGUGAAACUGUGGGCUUGACCGACAGGGAAUUGUCAUUCAGGGUGAGUUUGUUGUCUUGAUAUAACUGUCACCAAAUACGUUAAUAUUUACUUUCUUACCGCCUAUGAACUGACCUUAAAAUCAAGGGGAUUUCUUCAUUUUUUUUAAGACAAAAUACUCUUCCUGUAUUGAUGCAUAAAUAUGUAACAUUAAGUGCUGAACUGGCUAAAUGAAUGCGAUUUAUCAUUUAUAGCCACACAUUUAAUGGCUGAAAUUGUUUGCUGUUUGGUACGUCACAUCUCACCCCCAAGACUUUCCCGAAGCGUAGCCGCUUAAGGAAGGGAACACUGACGGCUACCUUCAUUUGCUCGCUACAUCCUCCUGUGACUUUUCUCCAUUCAUUACGUGGAGGGAUUUCGAUCAUCGUAACUGUUAGGCGGCCCACUGCUGUCCUAAAAGAGCUCAUAAUUUAUCCAUGUGACAACCAUGACUGACACCUGAAUGAUUCUCGAGCUUUCCCAAAGUCGUAUUUUUUCCCUUUUUUUUUGACAGUUAUAACUGACAUUUGUGUUGUAUAUUUAUAUUAGGUAAUUCUCUGCUCAGCUGUGUGUUUGUCUAACGUUUGACAUGUUGUGGUUGUAUCUAUGUGUACAAAUGAACCAUUUCUUGGGUAUACAUGUGACAUUUUCUGCCUUGUCAUGAAGAAUAUUGCAAUAUUCUUUUUUUUUUCCCCCCAACUGAAUUUUUGGGCAUAGGGGUCAUGAAGGCAUCACCAAGGGCUUGUCUUUUGGCUACCUCUGUAAAAUGAGCUUUAUAGUCAUGCAGCGCUAUAGUCGUAUGUAGAGAAUUUAAUUCAGAAUCUUAAUCUUAAGAACCUUAGCAUCAGCUGAAACCAAUUAGAAUGUAAGACCUGGACUCUGGAGAUUACCUUAUCUUUCUGUUCCUAAGUCUAAUUUAGAUCUCAGAUUAUUGUUGUUCUUCCUAAUUUACAGUUCAGAGCGCCUGAGCAAGGAGCAUCAAACGCAGUUUGCAUUUAAACUCCACGUUGUUUCGUGUUUUAAUGCAGGUUAAUGACCUGUUAAUGCUGUCACAGCUCAGUGCAACCUUGACGGUGGGUGUGAAUGUCUCUGUUUCAGCAGGCAAUGUUCUUUUUGUCAGGCUGCUGAAUUUUAACACUUUUCCCGUACUUUGAGUCGCUUCUACAAGAAUCAUAUGACUAUCCCCUCUCCCCCCAGCACAAUCUGCAUAGGACAGGAUCUGGCAGUUUAGUUCGUAUUGUAAGCAGUAUUGGAAAUAAGCUGAACUUUAUGGCAGCAGGCCUGUAGUUGUAGGAUUUUUUCCUAAUUAUUUUCUGAAGCUGUGGCUUAUUUAUAAGGACAUUUUAUGUGUCUGGUGACCAUGGGUAUUUUUUGGUGUGGAAUCUGUUGUGUGCAUUUUAGUUAAAAGUGCGUGCGUCAGUCUGUCUGUAUUAUGAACCAGCCGUCAGCACGUGUGAAUCUGUGACGGGACUGACUGACAGCAGUCUGCUGAUGACUCUGGGCCAAAAAUCAGAAUACCUCCAAGCUGGGCUGACUGUGCGUGUAUCCUGGGUGCAUUCUUUGGGGCUCUCCUUUGCCAUGCCGUCGUUAUUUCUCUGGUCCGUAUCUGCCUGGUUUAGAUUUAUUGUGAAUUUUUAAAUAGUCCUGGAGAAAGGUGGUUGUAUAUAUGAAGCUUCAUGCCUGUUUGUGCUAAUGAGCAAGCACAGCCAGCGAUAGGCCCCGCCCUCUUUUGUAGGCCCCACCCCCAUCUUACCCUCAGUGCCAUCUUCCAGCUGACCAAUGGGAGUGCCAGCUGGUUCUGGAGAUGUGCAGACGUCCCCUCAGGCAUCCGUAUACUCGGCAAAGCUGUCCGGUCCCUUCGCGUGCCUUCUGUUCCCGAUGGUCUGGCCUCCACGUGCCGUGUGGUUAGGGUGGGUGGGUCUUUGGUUUGCCCCCCCCCCCUCUAUGAGAGGCCUUCCUUGGAGAUCAUGCUCAUUAGUAUUUCAACCUGAGCACCCUCUGUAAUGAAUAGCAGAUAUUGGCAGGGGGUUAUACAGAAUUGCUUAUAUUGAAAUCUUUCACUUGUGUAUAAUAUUACAAAAUGUUUUUUAAAGAUGUCUAUAUUUUUAAAACAUCUUGUAAAAACCUGAUGAUCGUAAUAAAGAAUAUGAUUUUUUAUUUUUUUUUGGCCAAAGUGUGAGGGAGGAAAAGGCUAUAUACGAUUUUUCUUUUUAAAUUCCCCAGUGCAGUGUAGGGACAGUUUUGUGUUUUACUCGGUUGGGCACACUAAGCUGCAUGCCUUAAUGCCAAAGACGCAGAGUGUGGACUGAUCUUUCUUUCCCUGUUAACGUCGCCUUUGUGUACAUUUGUGUUUCAGCUCAUAUCUUCGGCUUCUGUAGACUCGUCCUUGUUUUGCCUUUUGCAUUGUAUUUUGGUAAUAAAGACGUUUUAAAGAUAA
Molecule: messenger RNA, 6285 nt
Organism: Paramormyrops kingsleyae
Lineage: Eukaryota; Metazoa; Chordata; Actinopteri; Osteoglossiformes; Mormyridae
Gene: znf507
Product: zinc finger protein 507
Biological process (GO): regulation of gene expression
Cellular component (GO): nucleus
Source: RefSeq, a predicted model, not a curated record